CAAGCAGGUAGCAUGUCGAAGGCUGCGUUUGAAAGAGCAAUUGAAGGGAUGGAUAGCGUGUUCAACGAAAUAAAGGACAUCCCGCAUGAUAUUGGGCCAAAAAAAAACACGACAUGAAGAAAUACAACAGGACAGGAAACAUAUAGGCAAGGAGACAGUGACGAAGACAUGUGCGGGCACAAUGAAGGUACACAGGAAAUCGGGCAAACAAGUAAUGCAGUUGUCACGGAAAAUAAUCCAUGUCAUGACCACUUGAACAUGGCAUCAGGAGAGGCAGUGGGUGAGGGAAAUAAAGGGGAGUCCAGCGAUCAGGACACUACAGUAGCACUCAAUGUUGGCGUAACCCAGGAAAGCGGGAUUUCAAUGGAACGACCACCUUGUGCAAAGACUAAGGGACGUAGCAAGACAUUAGCCGAAAUGAAUGAAGUCACUCUUGGAGCACAAGGAGAAAAGAAGGGAACCAGAAGAUGCAGCGUGUGUAAAUUGAAGUCAACCCAUAACUCAGCGACAUGCCCAACGUUGCAAAAGAAUAAAGACCGCCUUGAAGCGAUGAAGAAUAAAAGGAGGGGCAGACCUGCGGGUGCAAAGAACAAGCAGAACAUGUAUGAUCAUGGAAACAAUAGGAAGGAACUGGAGGAAAGGCCGCUGCAAAGGAGGAGGCUUUUGGAAGACAACUCUUACAUAGGAAUCCCUAGUAAUUCCGAGGAUGAUGAUGAAUAUGUAGAUGAUGACCGGCAGGAGGAACAAGCCAUCAGUGGCGGGAGUGAGUAAUAGAAGUGAUGCAGGAUUUAGUGUUGCAUCACUAUAAAAGCUAAAUAUUGUAUUGAAUGCAGUCUUAAAACUCCUAAUCAGUAGUGUACUCCUGUAUGCUUGGAAAGUAUUAGUUGAAUGUUAGAACUAAAGUCUUCAAUCAGUGUCAGCCUUCCCUAGGAUUCCAUGUACAUUGAAGUGCUAAUAUUUUAGGACAAUAUUUGUGCAUUUGCAAUCAGCAUUAGUUUGGUUCAACAAAGAGGAUAAUUUUAUAUUU
Panicum virgatum (switchgrass) is the source of this 1027-nucleotide messenger RNA. RefSeq lists its product as uncharacterized. NCBI's taxonomy places the organism in Eukaryota, Viridiplantae, Streptophyta, Magnoliopsida, Poales, Poaceae. The record is from RefSeq and is a predicted model, not a curated record. The transcript has 5 exons. Bases 169 to 771 code for a protein of 200 amino acids.